Molecule: messenger RNA, 679 nt
Organism: Drosophila mauritiana
Lineage: Eukaryota; Metazoa; Arthropoda; Insecta; Diptera; Drosophilidae
Gene: Ak6
Product: adenylate kinase isoenzyme 6 homolog
Exons: 3
Coding region: 116-643 (175 amino acids)
Cellular component (GO): cytoplasm; nucleus
Molecular function (GO): ATP hydrolysis activity; AMP kinase activity; ATP binding
Source: RefSeq, a predicted model, not a curated record
CUAAAGAAACUAAGUUGACAGCUCCGGUUCUUAAAUAUAAACAACUUUGCCUCACGUGUUGAAAUAAAAGUUAUUUUUUCUGGUCCAAUAUAUACGCAACUGAUUAGUAAGCGCUAUGUCGGAACCAGAGCCAGAUGUCAAGCCCAACAUACUAAUAACCGGAACUCCGGGAGCGGGGAAAUCGUAUUUAUGCGAGCGUAUAGCCUCCGAACUAAAGUUUGAGUGGCUGGACUGCUCAAAAAUCGCCAAGGAGAACAAUUUUAUAGAGGAAUAUGACGAGGAGUACGAUUGUCCCAUUCUGGAUGAAGAAAAGCUGAUGGAUCACUUGGAGCCCCUGAUGGCAAAGGGGGGCAUCGUCGUCGAGUAUCAUGGCUGUGAUUUCUUCCCAGAGCGCUGGUUUCAAGCCGUCUUCGUGGUCACCUGCCCCAAUACAACGCUCUACGAUCGUCUGAAGGAGCGCAACUACAACGAAAAGAAACUGACAUCCAAUAUUCAGUGCGAGAUCUUUGGAACCAUUUUGGAAGAGGCCCGCGGUUCCUACAAAUCAGAUAUAGUAUUCGAACUUAAGGGCGAGACAAAGGCUGAUGCCCAUACAAGCUUGAAAACAGUUAAAAACUGGUAUCGUAUGUGGAAAAGAAAAUAAAAGAGCGAUUGGUAGUUUGUUAUACUCGUUAUCUUA